This is a messenger RNA of Closterium sp. Naga37s-1, 2154 nucleotides long. The record is from the annotation of a GenBank genome assembly. Lineage: Eukaryota; Viridiplantae; Streptophyta; Zygnematophyceae; Desmidiales; Closteriaceae.
AUGGCUCGUCGAUUUAUAUGGCGGCUCUCUUUUGUUCUAUUUGCGAUCUUCUUGAUUCUCUCGCCAGCAGUCACCGUUCGUGCUGAGGAGGAUGACGAAGAUGCGAACGCCGCUGCCGACGCCGUAGCGGCUGACGCCGCUGCAUCGGAGAUCGUGGCGACGGAGGAAGAGGAGGUGGAGGAGGAGUUGCCGCGUCUUGUCCCGGCCGAUGGAGUCGAAGUCAAAUCUAUUCUUCCAAAAUUCUUCAACAAGGAGCCGGUUAUCCACGCUGGUCAGGAAGCCGAGCUGCUCUUUUCAAUCAGCAACAACGGUCCGAUCCCAGUGUUCAUGGGUAACGUCACUGGUAACAUCUACGUGCCGUUCGACUUCCGAUACGUGGUGCAAAACUUCUCUUCCGACUCGUACAACGUCACCAUCCCUCCGGGUGUGCAGACCUCCUUCUCCUUCCACUUCACGCCAGAGAGGUACCUUCAGCCGCGCGACUUCGGGCUGGCCCUCGCUGCAUUUUACAUCGUGGGCGACUCUCUCCACGCGUCUCUCCUCAUCAACCGCACAGUGGAGGUGCUGGAGCCGGUGGGGUACGUGAGCGGCGAGUCGGUGUUCCUCGUGCUGCUCGCCGCAGGGUUGCUCGCGCUGCUGGGCGUGUGGGCGUACGGGCAGGUCACCAAGAUGAAACAGAAAUCCCGCCGCACUAAGAAGGUUGAGACGGGCACAGCGGGCGACACUGGUGCCGAGACCAACGAGUGGCUCCAGGGUACUUUCUUCGAGCAGCACAACAAGCAGCAAGUCAAGUCUCGAAAGAAGCAGAAGUCACGGGCGUUUCCCUUCGUGGCGCGCGUUUCCCUUCGUCACGCGCGUUUCCCUUCUUCACGCGCGUUGCCCCUCGUCACGCGCGUUUCCCCUCGUCUCGCGCGUAUCGCUUCGUGGCGCACAUUUCCGAAUCUCGCGCACGCGCCUUCUCGUCACGCGCGCUUCCCCGCGUUGCGCGCUCUCCUCCCCUCGUCACGCGCGUUUCCCCUCCGCCCUGCUUCCCCCCUCCCUAUGCCCUGCUUCCCCCUCCCUAUUCCCUGUUUCCCCCCUCCCUCCUCCCUGCUUCCCCCCUCCCUCCUACCUGCUUCCCCCCUCCCUCCGCCCUGCUUCCCCCCUCCCUCCUCCUUGCUUCUCCCCUCCCUCCUCCCUGCUUCCCCCCUCCUUCCUCCCUGCUUCCCCCAUCCCUCCUCCCUGCCUCCUCCCUCCCACCACCCUGCUUCCCCCCUCCCUAUGCCCUGCUUUCCCCUCCCUAUUCCCUGUUUCCCCCCUCCCUCCUCCCUGCUUCCCCCCUCCUUCCUCCCUGCUUCCCCCCUCCCUCCGCCCUGCUUCUCCCCUCCCUCCGCCCUGCUUCCCCCCUCCCUCCUCCUUGCUUCUCCCCUCCCUCCUCCUGCUUCCCCCCUCCUUCCUCCCUGCUUCCCCCAUCCCUCCUCCCUGCCUCCUCCCUCCCACCGCCCUGCUUCCCCCCUCCCUAUGCCCUGCUUCCCCCUCCCUAUUCCCUGUUUCCCCCCUCCCUCCUCCCUGUUUCCCCCCUCCCUUCUCCCUGCUUCCCCCCUCCCUCCUCCCUGCUUCCCCCCUCCCUCCUCCCUGCUUCCCCCCUCCCUCCGCCCUGCUUCCCCCCUCCCUCCUCUUUGCUUCUCCCCUCCCUCCUCACUGCUUCCCCCAUCCCUCCUCCCUGCCUCCUCCCUCCCACCGCCCUGCUUCCCCCCUCCCUAUGCCCUGCUUCCCCCUCCCUAUUCCCUGUUUCCCCCCUACCUCCUCCCUGAUUCCCCCCUCCCUCCUCCCUGCUUCCCCCCUCCCUCCUCCUUGCUUCCCCCCUCCCUCCGCCCUGCUUCUCCCCUCCCUCCGCCUUGCUUCCCCCCUCCCUCCUCCUUGCUUCUCCCCUCCUUCCUCCUUGCUUCUCCCCUCCCUCCUCCCUGCUUCCCCCAUCCCUCCUCCCUGCCUCCUCCCUCCCACCGCCCUGCUUUCCCCCUCCCUAUGCCUUGCUUCCCCCUCCCUAUUCCCUGUUUCCCCCCUCCCUCCUCCCUGUUUCCCCCCUCCCUCCUCCCUGCUUCCCCCCUCCCUCCUCCCUGCUUCCCCCCUCCCUCCACGCGCGCAAUAUCUGAAACACGCCUGCGCGCCAAAUAA